Molecule: messenger RNA, 2461 nt
Organism: Melampsora larici-populina 98AG31
Lineage: Eukaryota; Fungi; Basidiomycota; Pucciniomycetes; Pucciniales; Melampsoraceae
Product: AAA ATPase
Exons: 7
Coding region: 1-2238 (745 amino acids)
Biological process (GO): ribosome biogenesis
Cellular component (GO): nucleus
Molecular function (GO): RNA binding; preribosome binding; ATP hydrolysis activity
Source: RefSeq, a predicted model, not a curated record
AUGACAUCUACUAAUCUUUUAAAUCGACAAAUCAUUGGAAACUAUAGAAGAAACAGAAUCUCUCUAAACUCAAUCAUUCCUCAUUCUGAUCAAACCAUACCAGAAACCAACGAUCAAUCAAUCAUUCCAACCUCUCCUAAACGAAAACUAAAUUCACCAAUCCAACCAUCAAAACAAACCAGCACUACCAACCCAACUCAAACCGCAACAACCUCACAUCAACCCACCAAAAGAACCAAACAAUCAUCAACCUCAAGACCAUCAACCAACACCACAUCUCUCAUCAAACCCAUCACCUCAAAUGUAACUUUAUCAGACUUAGGAGGCAUCGAUUCAACGGUCGAAAAGAUUCUAGAAUUAAUCGCUCUUCCAAUCUUACAUCCUGAAAUAUUUGAAUUUGCUGGUCUUAAACCGAUCCGUGGGCUUUUGUUAUGUGGUCCUCCAGGCUGUGGGAAAACUAUGUUGGCAAGUGCGAUUUCUAAUCAACUGGGUAUCACCCUUAUAAACGUUUCGAGUACUAGUAUCGUGAGUGGUAUGAGUGGUGAGAGUGAGAAAGCUAUUCGUGAUAUCUUUGAUCAAGCUACAAAACAAGCUCCUUGUCUUCUUUUUAUAGAUGAGAUUGAUGCGAUCACUCCUAAAAGAGAAACUGCUCAAAGAGAAAUGGAACGUAGGAUAGUAGCUCAACUUUUGACUUGUUUAGAUGAUCUUUCAUUAGAAAAAACAGAUGGAAAACCUGUGAUUGUGAUUGGUGCAACUAAUCGUCCGGAUAGCCUGGAUCCAGCUUUACGUCGUGGUGGUCGAUUUGAUCAUGAGAUCUUGAUGGGUGUACCAGACGAACGUGCUCGUGAACAAAUCCUUCGAGUCUUAUGUGAAAAGUUAAAAUUAGUGGAAGCAUUUGAUUUUAAGAAACUUGCACGUGCUACGCCUGGAUAUGUUGGAGCUGAUCUGACUGCUUUAACGGCUUCUGCUGGGGUGAUAGCUAUUAAACGAAUCUUUGAAACUUCAAUGGAUACAGAAGACACAGUGAUGAUAGAUGAACAAGAAGCUCUAGAUGGAGAUGUGAUUCCUGAGACCGAAGGUAUUCAGAUCGAACCAACACCACAAAAUCCAGCGCCAUCUAGCUCAUCAGAUCCAUUUGGAAACUUACCUGAAAACCUCUUAUCAUUACCUAUCAUCAAUUUCCUAAGGAAAAACCCACAAAAACUUACACCCGAUCAAUUAGAACGAAUCCGAAUCAGUCAAACCGAUUUCCAUCAAGCCUUAAAAGACUUCCAACCUUCUUGUAAACGUGAAGGAUUCUCUACUAUACCUGAUACUACUUGGUCUCAAAUCGGUGCUAUGAAAUCAGUACGAGACGAAUUGAAUAUUUCGAUUAUACAACCGAUUAGGUUUCCUGAGAUGUUUGAGAAAUUAGGAAUCGCUUCUUCUUUUGGGAUCUUACUCUGGGGUCCUCCGGGUUGUGGUAAAACUUUAUUGGCUAAAGCUGUGGCUAAUGAAAGUCAAGCGAACUUUAUUUCUGUCAAAGGUCCUGAACUCUUGAAUAAGUAUGUGGGUGAAAGUGAAAAAGCAGUCCGUCAAGUUUUUGUUCGAGCAAGGGCGUCUGCUCCAUGCAUCAUAUUCUUUGAUGAGCUGGAUGCUUUGGUUCCUCGUCGCGAUGACAGUCUGUCAGAAAGUUCAUCCAGAGUAGUCAACACACUCUUAACAGAGCUCGAUGGUCUAGAAUCCCGAAAACAAAUCUUUGUGAUCGGAGCAACUAACCGACCAGACGUCAUGGAUCCAGCGAUGGUAAGACCAGGAAGAUUAGACAAGAUGAUUUUUGUAGAUUUACCAGACCCGAUCGAAAGAUGGGAAAUCUUUAGUACUUUAUCCCAUCAUUUAAGAAUCCAAGAAAUCGACCAAAUCAAAGUCUUGGUCAAAGAAAAGUGUAAUGGAUAUAGUGGAGCAGAUGUAGGAGCAUUAAUUAGGGAAGCUUCUUUGAUCGGAUUAAGACAACGGAUUAAUUCAAAUUCUAGUGUGUCUAAUAAUGAUGAUGAUCAACCUAUCAUUCUUGGAUUACAAGACUUUAAUGAAGCAUUGAAGAAAGUUAGAGCAAGUGUUUCGAUUGGUCAACAGAAAAGGUAUCGGGCUAUGCAUCAAAGGUUUAAUGGAGUGCCUGCUGGGAUUAAAGGACAAGAUGAGGAUCUUUCGACUGUUCAGUCUGUUUCUCAUCAACCAAAUCAUGGGGUGGCUAUGUGUUGAGAAAUCAUCAUUCUUAAAAUAGAUUCAUUUGGAGCAUGUACUACAUCACUUGUCGGAUCAAGAACAUUAUACCAAACAUGAUGAAUUGAUCAAUCCAAAUACCAACUUAAGAACCGCCGCAUUUUCAUUUCCUUUUUGACGUUUUCUUGUUUUAAUUUAAAAAAAGUAUCAUAUACCUUACAAAACCUUUGAUUGUUUCUGAAAUCAAUGAUAUAUUUCAGUG